AUGAACGAUCCCUCUAUUCCUGAAGUACUACUUGAACGCUUCAAUCAGAGCUAUGACCAUAUGAAAAACAUCCACGCAGCUCUACGGAAGAUGGAAGGUGCUUCAAUUACCGAUGAGACCAUGGAGCAUCUAAGUAUCUCAGUCGCCAAAAUGGAGAUGGAGACAGGGUCUCCAUCUCCUUAUUUUGCUGCUAGUGAGGAAGAGAUGCCAGAUCCUACUCAAGAGAAAGUGGACGACGAGCCGUUUGCAACCAAGCAAUGGGAAUGGGGAUGCCCCUACACCAAGGCCACACCAUAUUAUUACCUGAUGAGGGCCUUUUUAUACUAUCAGACAGAUAUGAAAUGGCUCAACUGA
This is a messenger RNA of Penicillium mononematosum, 354 nucleotides long. RefSeq lists its product as uncharacterized. The transcript has a single exon. The record is from RefSeq and is a predicted model, not a curated record. The coding region runs from base 1 to 354 and encodes 117 amino acids. NCBI's taxonomy places the organism in Eukaryota, Fungi, Ascomycota, Eurotiomycetes, Eurotiales, Aspergillaceae.